CUAAAUCUUAAUCACAUCACUGUAUUAUGUGCUCCAUUGAUCAAGCACAAGCUUGUUUACAUAAGUGAACAGAAAAGCUAUUCGAUAUUAUUUCUAGAACGUUGCUUAGAUAUAACUCCAAUGUGAUGGUUACUCGAUUUUUGGUUUGUUUCGUAUUUGCUGUUGCUAUUGCAUCUGUAGAAUGCAACUUGGAAGGGGAUGCUCUUAAUGCGUUGAAAACCAAUUUGGCAGAUCCUCACAACGUCCUUCAGAGCUGGGAUCCAACAUUGCCCAAUCCAUGCACUUGGUUUCACGUUACUUGCAAUUACUAUAGUAGCGUCAUAAGGGUGGACCUUGGCAAUGCUGAACUUUCGGGACAACUUGUUCCUCAGCUUGGAAGUUUAGCUAAUCUUCAAUAUUUGGAGUUAUUUGGCAAUAACCUUUCCGGAGUCAUUCCAAGUGAAAUUGGUAACCUAACGAAACUGAUUAGCUUGGACCUCUAUCAGAAUCAACUUUCUGGGGAGAUCCCAACAUCUCUUGGAAACUUGGUAUCCUUAAGGUUUUUGAGAUUGCAAAGCAACGAGUUUAGUGGCACAACACCAUUAGAGGUCUUUCAACUUGUUCGCUAUGGGAAUUUGCAAAUUUUGAAUGUAUCCGACAAUCAGCUGGUAGGGACUGUCUACCGUACAAAUACAACUGGGUUUGCAGUUACUGAAAUAAUACAAGAUCGGGCUCCGAAGUAAAUGAGGAUUUGGAUUACAAUACCGUGCAGCUUUUAAAUAAAUUUGGAAUUUCUGAAGCCGAAUAAAUCAUGGCAAUAAACCUCUACGUUUCUGUUUUGCAUUGAAACCCUUAUUUUUUUCAAUAAAUCUAUAUAAAGUUGUAUACUUCUUUUC
This is a messenger RNA of Quercus robur (English oak), 875 nucleotides long. RefSeq names its product leucine-rich repeat protein 1-like. The transcript has 7 exons. Gene Ontology annotation, molecular function: protein binding. The coding region runs from base 126 to 722 and encodes 198 amino acids. The record is from RefSeq and is a predicted model, not a curated record. NCBI's taxonomy places the organism in Eukaryota, Viridiplantae, Streptophyta, Magnoliopsida, Fagales, Fagaceae.